This is a messenger RNA of Labeo rohita (rohu), 1895 nucleotides long. It is a transcript of the gene myg1, whose product is annotated as myg1 exonuclease. Gene Ontology annotation, cellular component: cytoplasm; nucleus. The record is from RefSeq and is a predicted model, not a curated record. The coding region runs from base 44 to 1111 and encodes 355 amino acids. Lineage: Eukaryota; Metazoa; Chordata; Actinopteri; Cypriniformes; Cyprinidae. The transcript has 7 exons.
GCUAAAAAAGCCUACAGGAGGAGGAGGAAGAAGAAGUUCGUUCAUGCAUGCGAUCCGCCAGUUUGUGAGAAGCGCCGUCAGUCAAGUGUUUCUAAGUAAAGUUAAUCUGAUGAAGAUGAGGAUCGGGACACAUAACGGCACUUUUCACUGUGACGAAGUUCUGGCGUGUUUCCUUCUGCGACAGCUGCCAGAAUACAAGGAUGCUGAGAUCAUCCGCAGCAGAGACGCGUCUGUCCUGGCGGAAUGUGAUGUUGUGGUCGAUGUUGGAGGAGAAUAUAAUCCCACUCAGAAGCGCUACGAUCAUCAUCAGAGAUCUUUUGUGGAAAGUUUCCAUAGCUUGUGUCCAGAGAAGCCAUGGGUGACGAAGUUGAGCUCAGCGGGUUUGAUUUACCUUCAUUUUGGCAGAGAAGUUCUUGCCCAGCUGACGCAGCUGAAGCAGGACGACGCGCAGCUGGAGGUCCUUUAUAAUAAGAUGUAUGAGAACUUUGUGGAGGAAGUGGAUGCAGUGGAUAACGGGAUCAGUCAGUGUGAUGGAGAGGCGCGUUACACCAUCACCACCACCCUCAGCACUCGCGUCGGCUAUCUCAACCCUUGCUGGAACAGCAAAGACCAAGACACUGAGGAGGGUUUCCAUAAAGCCAUGGCUCUUGUAGGAGCUGAAUUCAAGGACCGUCUGGAUUACUUCAUGAAGGCCUGGCUACCCGCGAGAGAGAUUGUGCAACAAGCUGUUCAGACGAGAUAUCAGAUUGAUCCGAGUGGGGAGAUUGUGGUGCUUGCUCAGGGUGGUUGUCCCUGGAAAGAGCAUCUGUUUGCCCUUGAAAAGGAGAUGAAGGUGGACGUGCCCAUCAAGUUUGUGCUGUACACAGAUCAGAAUGGCCACUGGAGAGUCCAGUGUGUCCCAGCCGGACUGAACACCUUUCAGAACAGAUUGAGUAUUUUGGAGGAAUGGAGAGGUGUCCGGGACGAGGCGCUGUCUGAGUUGAGUGGAAUUCCCGACUGCAUCUUUGUCCAUGCCAGUGGUUUUAUUGGGGGGAACAAGACGCAGGAGGGUGCACUGGAGAUGGCCAAAAGAACGCUGCAAACAGCACCCAAACCUUUACUCAACAACUGACGCAUACCUGUAAAUCACAUCACUGACAAAGGCCCAUGAAAAAGAAUAAAUACAACAUCUCUUUUGCUAGUAUUAAUGUUUUUGUUUGUAUUUUCUGUAAAAAAAAAUACAUAAUUUUACAGAAAUAUUGUGGAUUAUUUGUAAGAUUUAUUCUUUCUGCAUCCUGUGGAAGGACUGAAUUUCACAUCAGGGUCAGGGAAAAACAGCAGACUAGGAAAAACUGGACUUUUUUUUUUUUUUUUUUUUUUUUUUUUUUUUAAAGAUAAUGACAAUACUGACCUCGUUCUUGGCCUAAAAACGAAUAUGUAAGCUGUCAGUUAAUUAACAGGCCUAGGUCAGGGUAGAGCUAUAUUUAUUUUGGACAGGACUAAAAACGAGGAUGUGAUAGAAGUACAAUGCAUUCAAUGCAAAACAUACAGAUUGUUGAGCUGGCAAAAGGUCUAUCUUUCACAGCUUUCUGUUCAUUUCCCAAUAAGGUGUUUGAGGUCUAUUGGUCAUCUUUACUACUCGAUGCGCUUAUAGAAAAUUCAAGAUUCUUUAUUUUCAUUAUACAGAGUGCAGCGAAAUUAGAGCAGUUCAAACAAGUGAUGUCAAGGGUGGGAAGGGUCCUUUAGGAUGGACAGCUGAAUAUAAUGUGCACUUGAUGCUGGCAGACAGUGUGAUCCGGAUGUUAUCUGUGAUGCAAGCUAUAACAGAUACCUUUUUCACAAUUCUUUUGUUAAAAGGUUUGUUCAGCUGUUGAAUAUGUGACAUUGGUGACAUUAAAAUAGCGAUUAUCACUCUA